ACUUAUCCGUUCCCUCCAUAUAUCUCUCUCCCCUCUUCUCCACCUCUCGCUACUCCACCAUCCAACGUGCGAGAAGCCAUGGCAUCCAUCCCGUGCACCUUCCAGCUGAGCGCGAGGGCGUCGUCGGCGUCGGCGGCGGCGGCGGCGAGGAGGUCGCCGCGGGCGGCGGCGAGGCUGGGGUGGCUGCGGCCGUCGCGGCUGAGCGCGGUGGUGCCGGCGAGCGAGAGCGGGAGGGUGGGGCCGACGUGCUUCUUCAAGUUCGGGAACAAGGACGCCGAGGGCGCCGGCAUCUACGGCAGCCAGGGCAGGGACGACUUCGACCGCGACGACGUCGAGCAGUACUUCAACUACAUGGGGAUGCUGGCGGUGGAGGGCACCUACGACAAGAUGGAGGCGCUGCUGAACCAGGACAUCCACCCGGUGGACAUCCUCCUCAUGCUCGCCGCCUCCGAGGGCGACAAGCCCAAGCUCGAGGAGCUCCUCCGCGCCGGCGCCAAGUACGACGUCAAGGACGUCGACGGCCGGACGGCGCUCGACCGCGCCGCCGACGACACCAGGGAGUUCAUCCUCGGCUUCGCCGCCACCUUGGCCGCCUGAUCGAUCGCUUCGCCGACGACGACGACCUUGAUGCCUGGAUAUGUUUCGGCUAUACUAGUAUACUACGUAUUUAUCUUUUCUUAUUUUUUUCUUUUUCAAGUUUCUCCAAGUUUUUCUUGUGUUUGGUAGAGUUUAGCCGGGAAAUUCACAAGUUGUUUACAGUUCAAGAGGAAGUAGCUUCAUCUGUAUCUUUCACUUUCUUCGCUGUGUGAGGCUAUGCUUUGUAGAAAUUGUUGUUACAAGUAGUAUCUUCCACUGUUUCAAUAUGAAAGUAAGAAGAAGCUUUGGAUGCAUGAUA
This is a messenger RNA of Oryza sativa Japonica Group (Japanese rice), 895 nucleotides long. NCBI's taxonomy places the organism in Eukaryota, Viridiplantae, Streptophyta, Magnoliopsida, Poales, Poaceae. The record is from RefSeq and is a predicted model, not a curated record.